Messenger RNA from Gryllus bimaculatus (two-spotted cricket), 354 nucleotides. NCBI's taxonomy places the organism in Eukaryota, Metazoa, Arthropoda, Insecta, Orthoptera, Gryllidae. The record is from the annotation of a GenBank genome assembly.
AGAUCAUCCACCCACCAGCUGCAUUGCUUCCAGCGGCCUGAAGUCCAGCUGUCUAACUGUGACGUCACUGGGAGGAGCUUCCUGCGCGUGUUCAAAGAGUGCGUCACCGUCGGCAAGGCGGGCGCCAGAACUUGCGCGCAGCCUGCAACGGGAGCACGCUUUCAGUCGCGUCCAAGAUGUUGUGGAGCGCGGAGGGGAGGACAUGAGUUGCCGGGUCUCCGCUGGACGAUGCUGUUCGAGGAAGUUGCAGAGACGACGUUGCCUCAGAGGAAGCAGCGCUCCACAGCAGAGACGGCCUGGUGACCCCGGGCCAGCGCGCCGCCUUCGGCUGAGUCACUUCCUCUGCAUGUGAGU